This is a messenger RNA of Asterias rubens (European starfish), 904 nucleotides long. Its product is annotated as josephin-2-like. Gene Ontology annotation, biological process: protein deubiquitination. The record is from RefSeq and is a predicted model, not a curated record. Bases 221 to 751 code for a protein of 176 amino acids. Gene Ontology annotation, molecular function: cysteine-type deubiquitinase activity. Lineage: Eukaryota; Metazoa; Echinodermata; Asteroidea; Forcipulatida; Asteriidae. The transcript is spliced from 4 exons.
GUUAUAACAAAACAAGGCACCAAAGAUGGCCGCCCACAUCAGUUGACAAGAAAUAGCGGAGUUUGUUUUUGUUGUUCUUCCUUACUCUAAAGCCGGAGCCUUAUGAACGUGUCGUUACUAUAUUGAUUGGGACCAUUGGAAGUCGGACAUUCAAAGGCCUCACCAAACCCAUCUCAUGAUCAUCUAAUCAUCAUCAACAGCGCCCCAAACGCUGAGCAUUAUGUCUGUAUACCAUGAGCGACAGAAGUGGGAGCUGUGCGCUUUACACGCCCUCAACAAUGUGUUCCAGGACGGCCAAGCAUUCAGUAAACAACUAUUGGAUGAACUCUGUCAAAAUCUUUCACCAGGAUCAGUACUGAAUCCACACAAGAGCAUGCUUGGACUAGGAAACUAUGACGUCAAUGUCAUCAUGGCUGCUCUACAACACAAGGAAUGUGAAGCCGUGUGGUGGGACAAACGGAGAUGCCUAGCGGAACUCAGACUUGACGUCCUGCUGGGUUUCAUCAUCAACAUUCCCUCACCCAUGCAGCUGGGCUUCGUCAGCGUACCGAUCCGCCGCAAACACUGGAUCGCUGUCCGUCAGAUUGACGGCACGUACUACAACCUAGACUCCAAACUCAGCAAGCCCGUUACGAUCGGAGAAGACGGCAAGCUGCGGAGUUUCUUGGAGACUCAGCUAAAACUAAAAGGGUGUGAGCUGUUGCUGGUUGUGACGAAGGAGGUGGCAGAGUCAAGAACAUGGCUGAAGUGACCCGUGCUAGUUUAAGGAUAGAGACAGUCAUGUUGAACUUUUGUCAUGACUGACCUUCCUCCGUAGAAAAAUAAUGCUGAUAACAGGCCUGUAUGCUUCGUUUUUGAAACGGUAAGGACACCAAAGCAUUUUUCUCCUUGGUAAAUGGCACCC